Molecule: messenger RNA, 1087 nt
Organism: Exaiptasia diaphana
Lineage: Eukaryota; Metazoa; Cnidaria; Anthozoa; Actiniaria; Aiptasiidae
Product: high mobility group nucleosome-binding domain-containing protein 5
Exons: 5
Coding region: 105-728 (207 amino acids)
Source: RefSeq, a predicted model, not a curated record
UUGUCGAACUUCUGUUGGACGCGUCUUUCACUUUCUGACUCUUGUCCUUUCAAACGGUUUGUCGAAGGGUUCUCUUUAGUUCUUCUUUUCUAGCUUUGUAAAUUAUGGCUGAAGUGUGUCCCGACUUGAAGAGAGAUUCUACAAUGACUGUAACUGCUAAGGAAGGCGAAGCGUUCCUCGAAACGGCAGGGCAAGUUCACGAAGAUGCGAAAACUAGAGCUCAACAGAAGCACAUUGAAGAAAACGCGAACGAAGAACCCGCGGCAGAAGACUCGCCGAGUAAACUAGCGAGAACAACUACAAUGGCAGCGACCGCUAAAGAGGGUACCGACUUGCUUGAUGGCGAGGAAUUAGGGAAAACACGAGCCGAAACAGAAACUUUGAAGGAAAAAGAAGAGGAAACGAACGGAGCAGAACACAAUGGAGACGGAGAUGUUCACGAAGACGAAAAACCCGCGUUGAAAAGAGACGGUACUAUGCAAGUAACAGCGAAGGAAGGUGCAGAACUUCUUGAAGGACACGACACUGAAGCCGGGACACGUGCCGAAGCGAAAGCCGUCCAAGAAGCUAUCAAACAAAGCACGGAGGAAAAUGGCGAAAACGAAGAACAAACAGAGGAAGAAAAACCAGAUUUGAAGCGCAAGUCGACCAUGGAUGCAACCGUUGAGGAAGGACAAGAGUUCAUUAAGAAACAGAAAGAAUCAGAUGAGGCAGAGGUCAAAGCAUAAACCAUCAGGACAAGUCACUUUUUAUACUCUACAAGGAGAGAACACAUACUCCUUGUAUAGACUUCUUGUACAGUUCGCACAUAUAUCAGCCCAAAAAAUCAAACUUUUGAAAAAAAGUCCUUGAAAUUUUGUUGUUUUCAAUUUUGUUAYUCACUCAGGUGGCAAAAGCACUAAAUUUUCUUAAGUGCAAAGUCAGGAUUUAAGAUGCAAUAUAGCCUUUAAUUAUUAUAAAAAUAUAUAUUCUGUGUAUGUGGACAAUGUUUGAUUGAUGGACUAAUUUUGCAUUAUGUAUAUUCAAAGUGUAAUUGUGUAUACCAUUUUAAUAUUGUUAGAAAAAAUAAAUGACAUAUGAACUUUUC